This is a messenger RNA of Plenodomus lingam JN3, 828 nucleotides long. RefSeq lists its product as uncharacterized. Lineage: Eukaryota; Fungi; Ascomycota; Dothideomycetes; Pleosporales; Leptosphaeriaceae. The record is from RefSeq and is a predicted model, not a curated record.
AUGCCAGGCCGUCUCGAGAACAAAAUCGCCGUCAUAACCGGAUCCUCAUCUGGAAUCGGGCGCGCCAUCGCCCUGACCUUUGCCUCUGAGGGCGCCCGCAUUGUCUGUUCCGACCUGACCGAGUCCUUCCGCCCCGAAUACCGCACCGACGCCUCCCCCCUCACCACAGUCCAGGAAAUCGAGAAACUGGGCGGCAAAGCCAUAUUUGUGAAAUGCGACACCACCUCGGCGUCGGAUAUGCAGGGCCUGAUUGCCACGGCUGUGGAGACGUAUGGGCGCGUGGACAUUAUGGUGAAUAAUGCAGGCAUGAGUGUGGAGAGUGGGGGUGGACAUGGUCCGCGGCCUGUGUGGGAGUUUGAGGAGCGCGCGUUUGAGCGGACGUUUGAGGUUAAUGUCAAGGGCGUGUUUUUGGGGUUGAAAUAUGCUACGGCGCAGAUGAUCAAGCAGGAUGCACAUGCGAGUGGAGAUCGUGGCUGGAUUAUCAAUCUAGCAAGUGUAUAUGGAUACAACGCUUCACCGGGAUUGUCCGCGUACGUCCCCUCCAAACACGCCGUCCUCGGCCUCACCAAAACCGCAGCCCUAGACUGCGCCCCCCACCUCAUCCACGUCAACGCCCUAUGUCCGGGCUACACGCAAACCGCGCUGAUCCACGGCCUUCUCGCCCCCGAAGCCGCAGCCCACAAAGCCGCGCUCGAGGCCCAUCAUCCGCUUAGGGGCCUUGGUGAACCGGGCGAUGUUGCUGCUGCGGCUGUGUUUUUAGCGAGUGCGGAGGCGCGCUGGGUUACGGGGGUGGGGUUGCCGGUGGAUGGGGGGUUUUGUUGUGUGUAG